AUGCCGCCAGCAGCGAACCGCCGCCCCGGGCCGCCCCCCGGACUAGGCGCUCCGGCGUCCCAGCUCCUGGCGCUGCUGCUGCUGCUCGCGUGCUGCGCGGGCGCCUGCCGAGGUGCUCCAAUAUUACCUCAAGGAUUACGGCCUGAAGAAGAGCUACAACUGUGGAAUGAGAUAGAUGCUGCUUGCUCAUCUUUCCUGUCCCUUGGUUCUCAGCCUCAGGCAUCCAAUGCAUUGAAGGAGCUUUGCUUCACAAUUAUGGAAACUCUACCAAAGCCCAAGAAAACAGAUGAAAAAGUUAAUACUAAAAGGUUCUUAUUUCAUUAUUCAAAGACACGGAAGUUGGGCAAUUCAAAUGUUGUGUCGUCUGUCGUGCAUCCCUUGCUGCAGCUCGUUCCUCAACUGCAUGAGAGAAGAAUGAAGAGAUUCAAAGUGGACGAAGAAUUCCAAAAUCCUAUUGCAAUCCAGAGUCGAAGAUACUUUUUAUUCAGGCCACGCAAUGGAAGAAGAUCAGAAAGUUACAUUUGAAAUGAAUACCAACUAUUUUCCACAGAAGCAACGCCAUGGAAUACACAAUAU
This is a messenger RNA of Molossus molossus (Pallas's mastiff bat), 576 nucleotides long. It is a transcript of the gene NMU, whose product is annotated as neuromedin U. NCBI's taxonomy places the organism in Eukaryota, Metazoa, Chordata, Mammalia, Chiroptera, Molossidae. Gene Ontology annotation, molecular function: neuromedin U receptor binding. Bases 1 to 525 code for a protein of 174 amino acids. The transcript is spliced from 10 exons. Gene Ontology annotation, biological process: regulation of smooth muscle contraction. The record is from RefSeq and is a predicted model, not a curated record.